Molecule: messenger RNA, 6387 nt
Organism: Ornithorhynchus anatinus (platypus)
Lineage: Eukaryota; Metazoa; Chordata; Mammalia; Monotremata; Ornithorhynchidae
Gene: RASEF
Product: RAS and EF-hand domain containing
Exons: 18
Coding region: 216-2567 (783 amino acids)
Molecular function (GO): GTP binding; calcium ion binding; GTPase activity
Source: RefSeq, a predicted model, not a curated record
UUGUCGGACCGGCCCGAGCUGCAGCCCGCAGCAACCAACAGCGAAAUCUCCCCAACUAGGCGCCGUCGCCUCUUUGCCCUAACUCUUCCUAAGUUGCGGGAGGCAUUUCCUCCUCCGCCACCGGGGCAAAGCCGUCUCCUCCUCCUCCUCCUCCUCCUCCGCCACCGGGGCAAAGCCGUUUCCUCCUCCUCCUCCUUCUCCUCGGCCGGUCAGGGAUGGAGGCGGACGCGGAGCGGGAGGAGCUGGCCCGGCUCCGCUCCCUCUUCGCCGCUUGCGACGCCAACCGGUCGGGCCGGCUGGAGCGCGAGGAGUUCGGCUCGCUGUGCGCCGAGCUGCAGGUGCAGCCGGCCGAUGCGGAGACGAUCUUCCAGCGGCUCGACGCGGACCGGGACGGGGCCAUCACCUUCCAAGAGUUCGUCCGGGGCUUCCGCGGCGCCAACCGCGGGCGGCGGCUUGACCUGCGGCGGCGGCUUGAGCUGCGGCGCGGGGUGCUAGAACGCGGGCUGGGAAUCGUCGGCGGCCCGCAGCUGGGCGACGAGGAGGAGGACAGGGAGGAAGAAGCGGAGGGCUAUUACGAAGAGGAGGAGAAGGAGGCGACGGCUGGGGAGGCCUCGGGGGGCCCGGAGGGCCUCGGGCAGGCGUGGCAGGACUUCCAGGCCCGGCUCGGAGAGGAAGCCAAGUACAUCCCCAGAAAAGAACAGGUCAGUGUUCUCUAUCAGAACAUCAGCCUCUUUGAGCCAAGAUUAAUUCAACCUUAUGAGCAUGUUAUCAGGAACUUCAUCCGGGAGAUCAAGCUUCAAAGCACGGAGAUGGAGAACCUUGCUAUUGCAGUUAAAAGGGCACAAGACAAAGCAGCCAUGCAGUUGAGUGAGCUGGAAGAGGAGAUGGAUCAAAGGAUUCAAGCUGCAGAAAACAAGACUAAAAAAGAAGAAAAGCGGAAAGCUGAAGAGGCACUCAAUGAUCUCAAGCGACAGUAUGAGGCAGAAGUGGGAGAUCUGCAGAUGACCAUCAAGAAACUCAAAAAGCUGGAAGAACAAUCCAAAAACAUAAGCCAGAAAGAAGACAUGGCUGCAUUAAAAAAGAAAAUUCAUGACUUAUCCAUGGAGAACCAGAAAGUGAGAAAGGAUCUUUUAGAGGCACAGACGAAUAUAGCCUUUCUUCAGAGUGAACUAGAUGCCUUGAAAAGUGAUUAUGCUGAUCAGAGCCUGAGUUCAGAAAGGGAUCUGGAAAUAAUACGGGAAUACAACGAAGACAGAGAUAGUCUGGAAAGGCAAAUCGAAAUGCUUCAAACAGCUAACAGAAAACUUCAUGACAGCAAUGAUGGUCUAAGAACUGCCCUGGAAAACAGUUUCAGCAAGCAAAACCGAAGCCUGCGUGCGAGCAGUGUAUCUCCGGUGAGCGUGAUUGCAAGAAACAGUCCCAAACUGCACGGUGGCCAAUCCCCUCAAACUCUACAGUCUGACAGGUUGUCACGGUCAUCUUAUAUGGAUGAGGAUUGUGAUUCUUUGGCUCUGUGUGAUCCCAUGCAACGGAUUAACUGUGAGGUGGAUAGUCUGCCUGAAAGCUGCUUUGACAGUGGCCUAUCUACUUUCAGAGAUUCCAACGAAUAUGACUCUGAGAUUGAAUGCAAGCCCCCAAAGAUUUUCCAGCCACCCCAGAGUGCUCAACAGAGUGUGACCGGAGAUGCGUCUGAUACAGAUACUGAAAGCUCCUCGCGGGCAGGGAACGUCUACCAGUCCUGUUGUGUUGGAGUCUCCCAAACACGCUGUACAGUGGUUCCAGAGAUAAGAGAUGAAGAGGCUUAUGGUUCCAAUAAUACCGUUAUCCAGAAUCCGAACUCUCCUACAACUCUGUUAGACUGGAAACCCAAAGGAUGCUUCGGAUCUUCAACCAGGAAGCCCAUCUCAGCACUCUCUUCCCAGUCAGAUCCAGAGGAUGGCCCCCCAAAAUAUCCUAGCUCAGAGAAGACGUUCAAGAUUGUUCUUGCUGGAGAUGCUGCAGUUGGAAAAUCCAGUUUUCUCAUGAGACUUUGUAAGAAUGAAUUUCGAGGGAACACCAGCGCCACCCUCGGUGUUGACUUUCAAAUUAAGACUCUGGUUGUGGAUGGAGAACCUACCGUGCUACAGCUCUGGGACACGGCUGGUCAGGAAAGAUUCCGAAGCAUUGCCAAGUCCUACUUCAGAAGAGCGGAUGGUGUGUUGCUGCUUUAUGAUGUCACCUGCGAGAAAAGUUUCCUCCAUGUGCGAGAAUGGGUGGAGAUGAUUGAGGAUGCAACCCAUGAGAGCAUUCCCAUUAUGAUUGUGGGGAACAAGGCAGACCUUCGUGAGGCAACUUCCACACAGGAGCCAAAACAUGUGCCCAUAAACUGUGGAGAGAAACUGGCGAUGGCCUAUAAUGCAUUGUUCUGUGAAACAAGCGCCAAAGAUGGUUCGAACAUAGUGGAAGCUGUUCUCCACCUUGCUCGUGAAGUGAGAAAAAGAACGGAUGAUGACACUAAGUCAGUUACCAACCUGGCUGGGACAAGUUCCAAAAAGUCAACCCAGAUGAAAAAUUGUUGUAAUGGUUAAAUGUCAUAUCCUUCAUUCAGCCUAUGGAAUUUUCCUUUGCCAACCAGUUGUAUUUGUGGAGUAAUUUUAAAAGGUGUGAUGUGUGUCAGUGGCAACCAGAAUGUGAAACGCUGCAGAAUCUGGGAAUUUUAGAGCUUGUGCACUAUAGCAAGUAGCCAAAUUCCCUCCCCCGCUCCCCAACUUUACUUUGGCUUUAGGGAAGUAGAGAGAGAGAGAGGUGUAUGCAUAUAUUUCAUCUUUUGCCAUCAUUCUUGGGCUGUAGUCAUUUCCUGGUGGGGUUUGAGUAGAGUAAUGAUAUCAGAUAACACUAAAAAUUUUGGCUUAAGCUUGAAUCACAAUUAAGAAGGAAAUUCACACAGAGUAGAUGGACUCAACUGAUGACGGUAAACUUUUCUGUAACCCCCAAUGGUAUGUUCUUGAAGUACUGCAAGGACAGUUAAAUGAAAAACUUAGUUCUUGACUAUUGGAGGUGUUGUUUUAGGUACAAAGGGGGAGUACUGAUUCACUCGUUCUUUAAAAUGAGACUGCUUGUUGAAAGAAAGAAAACCAUUGCUGUAUCUCUUGUUACCAAGCAGCUUCAUCAGUGAGUUUGAGAACUGAGUGAUAUUUUUCUUCUGUAUAACAGAUUGGCUCCCAAACUGCUUGUGUGUGUGGAAAGGAAGCCUGUGAUAGAGUAUGCUAAAUAUGUGGCUUAGGUGAAGAAACUUCAGUGGUCUCUUGAAGGUGUAAGGUAGUCAAAAGCAGAAAAUAUUCCAGAAGUUUCAUUUGUUGGAACAUUAUUGUUCUGCACUUUGAAACUAUUUUGAGUUUGGUUAAGAGUAUUUUAGUGUACAUUUAGUAGCUUGUCCCCCAGCUGCAACUUAGUUCUGUAUGGCUUAUUUUGGAAACUGACCAAUUUAGUAGCCUAGUUUGCCCCUAAUGGAAACCUGACAGAACUUCUAACUGUAUUUGUUGCUUUUCUUUGCUACAUUUUAACAUUGUAUAACUUUUUCAUAUUACAGCAUUCACUUUUAACGUUCUUUUAAAUGGGAUUUGUUUGGAGGUUAUUUAAUCUUACAUCCCAGACCAGUAAGAAAAUUUCACUAGGGAAUCCACAGAGAGAAUCUUUACACUCUCUAAAAGGUAGUUGGGAAACAGCAAAUGAAAUGGCGGUGCCUGUUCUGCACGUGCCCGAUAAUCCCAUAAAACAUAAGCAACUCAGGAACAGGCUUGUCUUUCACUAACAGACAGUUCUUGAAAAACGGUUUAUCAGCAUGAAAGGUAGAUGAAACCUUGGCAUUUAAAGGUAGCGAAUAAUCAUCAUCACUGUUCCUCCAGAUAUGUUCCAGGGAACAAACGGCCACCCUUGUUAGCAGUGUAUUUUAAUGGCUGGCUGGUUCCUCCAGUUUGAAUGGGGUCAGGGGAGUAGGUGGGGAGCAGAGGGUUAGUACCCGGCUACAACCCCAUAUGUGAACUGAGAACUGGCCGAUGACGUGCUCGAUCCUGUAGCCCACGAGGCAGAGUGCAAGAAACCCUGGUGGUCAGAGGGUGUGGCAAGAGGAAGGUAUUUCUGCCUAUGAAACACGCGGCCUUUGUAGUCUGAUAUGAGAAUACCUGGCAUACCUGAAAAGGAAAUCGACCAGAUUGUGAGCCUGGCAGUUGGCUCACAAUAAGAUGUUUUACAUAUCUCGGCUUGUGUAAAUUCAGGCUCAAGGUACCAGGCUGAAGAAAUUGAAAAGGAAACUUUUUCUUUUAUUCUCCAGUAACAAAGUUUGUCAAUAACAGGUCAGAGUUUGAGGGAUUAGUGUAAUAAAAUGGUGAUUCAGUUUCCCAAUAAUGUAAAUCAGAUGUACCUUUUGAAUUUUCAUUUUUAGAGGUUCUUAGUCUUAAAAAAUGUAUAUUGAAUUCAGUAAGGCAGGGAACCUUUCAAAGGAAAAUGAUUUUAUACUGAAAAUGGUUUUGAGUGAUUUUUUUUCUUUCUGUCACAUAAGAAGCAGAAACUCUCAAAGCUAGUGGAUGAUCAUAUCUAUUUAAUACCCAUAACACUUUUGCUUUAAUUUAAAAAUAAACUUUGAGUACUCCAUAUUUAUUGAGUUAAUUUAUUUACUAUUUAUAUAAGCUAAAACUAGCUCUCUGUUUGCUCAAAAUAAAAUCCCAAGGAGAUCUUUUUGUAAUAGGUUAUUCAUACAGAAAAUUUUUUAUUGACAGAGUUUCAAUUCCUAGAUGACAAAACUCUUGAAACGGAAAUAGUAACACAUUAAAAAUAUGCACUCUGUCCCGCUAUGAUAGUUUUUUGUUGUUUUUUUUUUUUGACAACAAGUCUCUUGUCUAGAUACAAUACCUCUACUGUUUUGUCAGUCGAUAUUGGAGGCUUUAAGUGAACAUUUAGACAGUCUGAAAACAGCCCAUUUUGGUUUUCCGCACAAGAGAGCAUAUACGGCAAAGAAAGAGAGCUUGUCUGUACUGUUGGUCAUAGACAUAAUAAGGAUUCCUAAUGUCUUAGUGAAGCUGAAGUUUUGCUGUUGUUCUGCUGUAGGAUGCUAGAUCAACUAGGGGCUUUUGAUGUUUGAUGUUUUGAAGUCAGUAGCAGUAAUAAUCGUUAAGGUAUCGUUUAUGUGAAAGUGACAAACUUGUAUGUUCGCUUCUCAGUGGUUCAUCUCAAUAUAUGAAGCUGUUGGUAGAAUUAAUUCAAAGUUAGGCUUGGAGCUGCAAGUGCUACCUUGGGGCAUUGAUUCCUCCCUAUCUCCUUAUUUGCCCAACAAUCUGCAAAUAUGGUGAUUUUUAUGUAUUUGGCACAAAUAUUUUGUUUUCUGACUCCAUUAUUAGAAGAGGAAAUGAUCCAUUUAAGAGGGCCAAGAGAGCUUAUUACUCUGGAUGGAGUCUUUAGUGCAGUUUGGCUAACAGAAAUUAAUCAUUUUGGAUAAAUUUUUAAUUCUGAUCUCUUGUAGAUCACAGUGGAUCUGCGUUUUUGCUUGAUAAUUGAACCACCCCCUCCCAUCCCACCACACACACACACACACACACACACGCGUGCACGCGUGCACAGAAAAAAACUCUUGGCCAUGCAUUCAAAAUGCCUUCAUGUGAGAUUAAUAAUGCCAGUUCACUCAACCAGAAAUGGCUGAAAAAAUAUUUUAAAAAAGCCCAUUUCCCUCCCAUACCAGGCCACAGUACAAUAUUUAAUACUUUUCAUAUCCCAGACUUCAAACUGAGCUGACGAGCAGCUUCUCACUUAUUCCCUAAGAGUCCCAGGCAAAUAAUAGAUCUGACCAUAUUCAGCUUAAAUCUCACGAGGCCACCAGUACAUCUCAUUCCUUCCUAAUGAAUUCUGGCACUUUUGACAAUGUUGUCAUUUCGGGAGGAAAAUAGCUUAUACGAGACAAGCUUCACACCACUUUUAGCCCCAGGUGCAUUUAAUUGCUUUUCCACUAAUUGCUUUAUAUGAAGUUUGCCAUUUGAUAGUAAACGUAGUGUGCAUUUGAUAGUAAACGUAGUGUGCAUUACUCAAAAUUAAAGCCUUUAAUGUAAAGAUUUAUUUCCUCUUCGUACAGUGAUCUGCUUCAAAAUAAUUGUUUUAGGCUUUUACUGUAGAUGCAUAGGAGAAGCUUUAUAUGUUCAAAGGAGGUAGAACUUACAAAGCAAAUUGUUUACGCAAUUUUGAUUUAUUUGUUCUACACAUUUCAUAGAGUGGAAUGUUUUGUCGUUGUUGUCGUUGUUGUUGUUGUUGUUGUUUGAGCGAUGUAGUUCUCUUCAAUCCACUGCUUUUUUGUACCGGUUCAGAUGUCAAAGGAACCAGGAAUCUUGUCUUCAUUGUAAAUUCAAUAAAGUGUGCUUUAAUUGG